UUUUGCCACCUCUGAAAAAGGGGAAGUAACUCAAAACCACCUCCUGGAUGCUUUUGAAGCUAAGUGCAUGAUGCCCAGAGACAGCAAAUGUCCAACAGCAGCUCCAUCAGCCACUUCCUCCUGCUGCCAUUGGCAGACACGAGGCAGCUGCAGCUCCUGCACUUCUGCCUCUUCCUGACACAGGAACCCUCUGGCUGCAGGAGAAUGCAGCUGCAGCUUCUGCAGUGAUGUCCUAAAGCUAGAACAUAGCAAUGCCUACAGACUAUCCUCAUGCCAAGACACAGCAAAUGUCCAACAGCAGCUCCAUCAGCCACUUCCUCCUGCUGCCAUUGGCAGACACACGGCAGCUGCAGCUCCUGCACUUCUGCCUCUUCCUGGGCAUCUCCCUGGCUGCCCUCCUGGGCAACGGCCUCAUCAUCAGCGCCGUAGCCUGCGGCCACCACCUGCACACCCCCAUGUUCUUCUUCCUGCUCAACCUGGCCCUCACUGACCUGGGCUGCAUCUGCACCACUGUGCCCCAAGCCAUGCACAAUUCUGUCUGGGACACCAGGAACAUCUCCUAUGAAGGAUGUGCUGCACAGCUCUUUUUCUUUCUGUUCUUCAUAUCAGCAGAGUAUUAUCUCCUGACCAUCAUGUGCUACGACCGCUACGUGUCCAUCUGCAAACCCCUGCACUACGGGACCCUCCUGGGCAGCAGAGCUUGUGCUCACAUGGCAGCAGCUGCCUGGGCCAGUGGCUUUCUCCAUGCUCUGCUGCAAACAGCCAAUACAUUUUCUCUGCCCCUGUGUCAUGGCAAUGCCCUGGGCCAGUUCUUCUGCGAAGUACCCCAGAUCCUCAAACUCUCCUGCUCCCAGUCUAACUCCCUCAGGGAACUUGGACUCAUUGCAGUUAGUGCUUGUUUAGCACUUGGUUGUUUUGUGUUCAUUGUUUUCUCCUAUGUGCAGAUUUUCAGGGCUGUGCCGAGAAUCCCCUCUGAGCAGAGACAGCACAAAGCCUUUUCCACCUGCCUCCCUCACCUGUCUGUGGUCUCCCUGUUUAUUAGCUCUGGCACAUUUUCCUACCUGAAGCCCCCCUCCAUCUCCUCCCCAUCCCUGGAUCUGGCCCUGUCAGUUCUGUACUUGGUGGUGCCUCCAGCCCUGAACCCCCUCAUCUACAGCCUGAGGAACCAGGAGCUCAAGGCUGCAGUGUGGAGACUCAUGAUGGGAUUGUUUAACAAACAGUAA
Molecule: messenger RNA, 1223 nt
Organism: Oenanthe melanoleuca
Lineage: Eukaryota; Metazoa; Chordata; Aves; Passeriformes; Muscicapidae
Product: olfactory receptor 14A16-like
Exons: 3
Coding region: 252-1223 (323 amino acids)
Biological process (GO): G protein-coupled receptor signaling pathway
Cellular component (GO): membrane
Molecular function (GO): olfactory receptor activity; G protein-coupled receptor activity
Source: RefSeq, a predicted model, not a curated record